Messenger RNA from Echinostoma caproni, 2523 nucleotides. Lineage: Eukaryota; Metazoa; Platyhelminthes; Trematoda; Plagiorchiida; Echinostomatidae. The record is from the annotation of a GenBank genome assembly.
AUGGCGAACCGAUGGAGUAGAAAUGCACCCUAUGGCGGUGGUUACGUGGGCUCCGGGGGAGUGGGCGUCGGAUUUUAUAUGACAUCUACCUCGCCCGCCGACCGUAGGCCGUACAACGCAACACCGGUGAGUAAGCCAUUUUAUGGCGGUUACCGCGACGACUAUCGUCCGCGUUCCGAGCGUCGCGAUGAUUUUCGAGGCGGUAAACGUGGUCCGCCUAAAGGCAGGAGUCCUGUUGAGAAGCGCUAUCACGAUACACCUCCGAGUCAGCGCAGAGAUCAUAGGCCGUUUGGGAAGCGCCCACCUCCACUCGGAAAGUAUGAAGUGAAGCUUCCCAAGACUGUAUUCAACAUUGCCACCAAAAGUGUUGCAGAAUUGAGGCACGCUUAUCCACGAUUAAAUGUCGCAUCCGAUGUUUAUGAGUGCGAAUCCAGUUGGUGUCGUGCUUUUCCACUUCACAGUCCAUUUAAACUGGGAAGCGGGAGUGACUAUCAUGUGUUCCACCGAGAUGUUGACCCGCCAGUCCCAGCGGACACUUCGUUACUUAACCCUCCGGAUGCCGAUUACUCAUAUUCUGCGAGAGUGAUGCUCAUGGCUUGCCCUAACUUGGGAGAGCUGUAUAAAAAUACUCUGCGCGUAGCUGAUGACCCCGCAGGUACUGAUAAAGUGGCCCCAGGAAAGAAUAUGCAUUUCCUGGUCGGUGGACGUGCUAAAAGUGAGACUAUGGCUAUUGGUGGUCCGUGGUCACCUAGCCUGGAUGGCAGCAACCCCGGUGGGGAUCCGAAGACACUCAUCAACACGGCUAUAAGGACGUUCAAAGGGUUCACUGGAUUCGACUUGUCGUCCUGCACUGAAUGGUUGAUUCGCUUCAUGGAACUCAGAUAUUACCGAUAUCCGGACACAAAGGCCCCAGCUUUUCACGGCGAUGAUGAAGAACGCGUUGUUAAAACUGAGGGCCCCGAAGUGGUCGUUUUCUUCAUUCCCAAUGCUGCUCAUCUGAUUCCUUCCGAGGAUAAGUGGAGUGAGACGAGGGAGUAUUAUUCAAGCGUAUUACAAAAGUUACUCUCACCCGAAGAAAAGCCGAAACCCGAAACUGCGCCAGAAGUACCAGAGCCGGAUACGUCUGUCGUUGAGGCCAGUAUGGAAGAAACCGAGGAGUCGGGCACACGCUCGGACAUGGAGCCUACCCAUUAUUCGAAACUAGACAUUAAUUCACUCAAGGUUAAUGAGUUACGCAAUGAACUGGCGGCUCGUAAUCUGGAUACAAAGGGGCUAAAAGUGAACCUUGUUUCCAGACUGCAGACUGCUUUGGACGAGGAGCGGAAGGCUGAUACCGCUGAGGGUAAUAAAACCGAAGCAGAGGAGAAGAAAGCUGAACAAACACCAGCUAAGGCCACAUCCCCAACGGCGCAGCCGAAGGAGGAAUCCAAGGAACUGAGUGAAAAAGAUCGUCGGCGCUUGGAGCGAAUCUAUCGUCUGAACGAGAAACCAUCUAUCAUUAUUCAUCCCAACAAAGCCGCAAGAGGCGGCCGCUUUGACUGUCAUCGCGUCUCUCUGUUCUCACUGCUUGAUUACCGAACGGAAGAGCAAAAGGAACACAAUUUCGAAGUCUCCUUGUUCGCCGAACAAUUCCAUGAAAUGCUGCAGCGCGAUUGCGCCUUCCAGAUCUUCAAGGCGAUACACGACGCACCUGAGAAGGAGCUUAAAGCUGAACCAGACGGAAAGGUCGAGAACGGUGUGGAAGAAGAUGAAAAAGAACCUGAUCUGAAGCGCCGACGAGAGGAGAGCCAGGCACAUGAAGAACACGUUGAGGAGAGCAAGGUUCGUAAACUCCGACGAACAACGCGCCCCGAUCUUUUGUUUGCAUUUACCUACUUUGACCUGGGUCAUGCAGGCUAUAUCCGAGACCACGAUCUUUGUGAACUCCUGCAUCUUCUUGAUCUUCGUUAUUCAAAGUCUCAGAUGCGCAAGCUUGUGUCGAAAGUGAUCAGUCGACGAGAUCAUGUCGAGUAUCAUAACUUGACAGACAGUGAUAUCGUCGAAGGUGAUGAAAAAGAUGUCGUGACAUUACGAUCAGAUCAAAAUGAAGACACGGAAGUAACCAAAAUGCUUGCACUAGGCAAUCGGGCUUUGAUAAUUGUUGGCGGCGGAAAUGCGGCAGAUUUAGCUGCUCGUCUGGAUAAGGCAGAAGAGCUAAAACGACAGAUGCAAUUCCAGUUCUUCCAAAUAAAGGAUGAACUAGGCGAACAACGACAAGCACAUGACAACAAGGCGUUGCUUAGUGCCUACGGACACCUGCUCUAUCUGACGAAGGACAAACUAGAGACAGUCCUGAAUAACAUCAACAAACAGUUUGAGAAGGAGAAGGCAAAGCGCGAGGCGGAAAAGGCCGCUGCGGAAGCCGAGAAAAGCAAGAAGGAAGAAGAUGCAUCAAAGACUGAGAAUACUGAAGAGCAUAAUGAAAAAACCGAAGAUACAGAAAAAAGUGAAGAGAAAGAGUGGGAGGUCGUUGAUGCUGUUUAA